UAGGUGGUGGCAGGUGGGCGGUGGCGGGCGUUCGUUUUCCAAUACGAAGGGCAUGAUGGUGGGUUGCGGCGAGGGUCAUCGUGCUGCGUGGUCGGCGACGGAGAAGACAGUGGUCACGGCGGCUGCGAUCGCCGUGGUGAUCUGCAACCAAGUUCAGAGGGCGGCAGGGCGCAUGAAGGUUGUGGUCGACCUGGAUCUGCGUGUUAUAGAUGUGCUCGCUGGGUAUCCUGGGAGCUGCCAUGACAUCGGGGUGAUCCAACUGUCUAGUCCGUCGCGGCGCCCGAAAGAGGGAACGCUGUUUCAUGGGCCGCCUGUCACGUUGUCGGGUGGGUUGAGGACGAACAGAUACAUCUUGGGCGACAACGGGUACCCUCCUUCUGAAUGGGUAGUGGUGUCAUACAGAGGAAUCAAUCAGCACCCCGUCGAGGAAAGGUUCGACACGAAGCAGAAGGUCGCAAGAGGGGUUGUCGAGAGGACGUUCGGGCGGUUGACGGGGAUGUGGACGCUCUUCCUACGGACGCACAAGACCAACCUAGACACUCUACUGCAGCAGUUCACGAUUGUCUGCAUUCUACAGAAUCUACACAACAUUCUCCUGGAUGCUGGUAUCGAGUUCGACGAGAAUCUGCUAUGGGAGACCGACGAGAACGGGGUGUGGCGCUGACUGGAUCUGGGGAUUCAUCUUCCCCCGCGGCCAGCCAACAAUUCCACUUCCACGAACGAGGCGAUUGCGCUCCAAGACGCUCUAGCAGAGCAAAUGAAGCACAUGUGAUCCG
Messenger RNA from Chara braunii, 776 nucleotides. The record is from the annotation of a GenBank genome assembly. NCBI's taxonomy places the organism in Eukaryota, Viridiplantae, Streptophyta, Charophyceae, Charales, Characeae.